Messenger RNA from Arctia plantaginis, 264 nucleotides. The record is from the annotation of a GenBank genome assembly. Lineage: Eukaryota; Metazoa; Arthropoda; Insecta; Lepidoptera; Erebidae.
AUGUUUAAACGCCUUCCACAUGCGCUGUCUCUGAAGGAUGAAAACGAGGAUGCUCAGCGUAACUGCUAUACUAUAAAACAAAAGAAAUUGCGCUGGCUAGGACAUGUGCAUCGUAUUGCCAAGAUAAACUUUCCUAGGGGAAAUAGCUCAUGCCAGGUCCAUCCAAAGCUAAGGUUUAAGAACAGCGUAAAGCGCGAUAUGAUCUCCUUCGAUAUCAACUUUUCUGAUUGCGAGGCAAUCGCAAAAGCGCGUGAUCCGUGGUAA